Tyto alba (common barn owl) is the source of this 1136-nucleotide messenger RNA. It is a transcript of the gene PSPH, whose product is annotated as phosphoserine phosphatase. Gene Ontology annotation, cellular component: cytoplasm. Gene Ontology annotation, biological process: L-serine biosynthetic process; dephosphorylation. Gene Ontology annotation, molecular function: magnesium ion binding; L-phosphoserine phosphatase activity. The coding region runs from base 380 to 1060 and encodes 226 amino acids. Lineage: Eukaryota; Metazoa; Chordata; Aves; Strigiformes; Tytonidae. The transcript is spliced from 8 exons. The record is from RefSeq and is a predicted model, not a curated record.
GCGGCCGCCUGAGGGGGGGCGGCCGGGGGGACUGGAGCGCCGUGUGGGGACAGGGACUUGGAACGGGCAGGGUCACUCGGUCGUUAAUCCCAGCUACUCAUGUGACGGACACCCCGCGGCAGUGAAGGAAGAGUGUCCCUGCCUUGCCUCUGAUUUCAUGCCAAGAGAAAGUCCUGUCUGCUGCUUGUCAGAGCCCCUCCUCUGCUCUUGUCCCUCACCCUCCCGUGCUGGGGCUCUGCGUGGAGCGAGAUCAGCCCGUGCCGUUGUAUUUAUGUGACUGAAGGUCUCAGCUGAUCACUUCUUUUCUUGUGCAGCCAAGAGGUUUGCAGCAGCAGCAACAGCCACGGCCAGUACAAUACUUAAGAAGAUUCCUAAAAGGAUGGCAUCCCUCUUGGAGAUGAAAGAAAUCUUCCGCAAUGCUGAUGCAGUAUGCUUUGAUGUGGACAGUACAGUCAUCAGGGAAGAAGGCAUUGAUGAACUUGCAAAGUUCUGUGGAGUAGGCGAUGCCGUUGCAGAAAUGACCCGCAGAGCUAUGGGUGGCACUGUGACAUUCAAAGCAGCUUUAACAGCACGACUAGCCCUCAUACGUCCAUCCUAUGAGCAAGUGCAGAAAUUAAUAUCGGACAACCCACCUCAGCUAACACCAGGAAUAAGGGAGCUGGUGAGCAGGCUUCAUCAGCGAGGAGUCCAGGUCUUUUUGGUCUCUGGGGGGUUUCAGAGCAUCGUGGAGCAUGUGGCCUCACAGCUGAACAUUCCAACAGCAAAUGUCUUCGCCAACAGGCUGAAGUUUUACUUUAAUGGAGAAUACGCAGGAUUUGAUGAAACACAACCAACAGCUGAAUCAGGGGGGAAAGGAAAGGUUAUUACUCAUCUGAAGGAACAGUUCCACUUUAAGAAAGUAGUUAUGAUUGGAGAUGGAGCUACAGACAUGGAAGCCUGUCCCCCUGCUGACUGCUUCAUUGGAUUUGGAGGAAAUGUUAUCAGAAAACAAGUAAAAGAAAAAGCUAAAUGGUACAUUACUCACUUUGACGAACUGCUAAAGGAACUGGAAGAACGAUAAAUUAUACAGUAAAAUAAUAUAUUUAACAACUAUAAAUGCAUUAUACAAUGCAAUUAAACAUAUAUUUGUUUGCAAA